AUGGCUACAUCGCCUGUUCCUUUCACCACUCGAGUACUUGGGUCGCGAGAGCCUCGCGCGGGAAAUCAGUCAACAUACUUCACGACUUUGCUUCCAGCAACACAUCGCACGAAGGAUGACCAUAUCAUCGUUCCUAAGCCCGACCCAGAAUUUUUCGAACGAGAACUUCUCGUUACAAGGUUGAACAAUGUCCAAGAUUGGCUUUGGAUCUGCGGUCGACCGAUGCCACCUCGCCCAUUACGGUAUGCCACCAAAAAGGAGCUCUUCUUUUAUCUCUUCUUCACCCCACAGACUUCCGUGGACGCCACUAUAGGAGGCGCUCAGUGGGGUAACGCGAAACUGAGACUUGCGCCCAAAAAUCACCAGGUUCUCAUCUCAAGAGACAUCUUCAUCACCGAAGAUCCAGAACUCCAUCUUGUCUGGUCGAAGAAUCGCAUAUACCUAAAACCUAUUCCGUUAUACCUCUUCGAACCGGAUUUCUGGAAGGUUUAUAUCCAAGAUGACGAACUAGUGAAAUGCGCCCGAGGUUUCCUCUUCUCGUACACGGCGCUCAUCGCGUACGAGAGCGACUUCAAGCUUGCGAAGGAUAAGAGACUGCUGCCCGAGGAAAUCGAGUGGGCGCAAUGGAAAGUUAUCGCGAAGGAGAUCCUGGGGAAUCACCACUACCAAUUCGUCAACCCCAGGUACUGGUACGGAGAGCUCCGCCUAAGCCGACUGAAUAAGGUAUACCGGUUUCGACUAGGAUUCCUCUUGCGCGGUUACUCCAAGGUCGCAUCCCACGCGGUCUACGCUGAUCUAAUACGCGACAACUUCGCCGCCCUAGCAACGAUACUAGGUUACGUGGUCAUCGUGCUGACGGCGAUGCAGGUCGGUCUCGGCGUAGACAGACUCCAGACCGACGAGGCGUUCCAAAACGCAAGCUACGGGUUCACGGUGUUUUCCAUCAUAGCGCCGCUAGUAGCAAGCAUGGGCAUCGUGUUAGUAGUUGUGGUCACGCUCGUCAGCAAUUGGAUCGCCACGAAGAGUUACGAGCAGAAAAGGUUCCGUGUUAUGAACGUGGAACCAAUCUGGAAAGUAACGGAGCCGAAGGCGACAUUCUCAUCUGUCAAGAGCAAUCGAACGAAUCCGAGCGACGAAAAUGUCUGAGAUGGUAAAUUAAUGUCACGUAUUAGUUCUUAAAUCAGGGGUGUGGCUACAUGUUUCUCGUCGCUAGUUCGGAUAUCAACUACACCAACACCAUUUACUUAGAAGUUCGUCUCACGAUCAUUCACUGCGGCCGAGCGCCAGAAGAUUAAAGAUGAGAUUGAGAGUGAUGAGAAGACCUAGACUGCUUGCGAAUAUAAAGCUAAGUCAAGCCUUACUCAAAAUGAGAUUACCCAGGGCGUCGGCAUCAUUAUAAUAUAUUACUAGACAGCAGCCCUUGCUUUCUCGCAAAGCCCAUAGCGCACCAACAUCGGCGACGUCUGCCCAUUUCAGUCAGAUCAUGGUUCGUGAAACCCGACAUUGAAGAAUCACAAAUGAAAUCUACUAGGAUUUGUAUGAUACCUUUUCAAUACUCCAUGCACGUUAGACCUCUCACCUAGGUGAGAUAGCAGGGAGUGAAUCCUUAGACAGCUAGAUUCACGUUAACAUUCUUAGUAUAAAUAUUAGAUAGAAUAUCCAUCUAUUUUCUGCCUACUC
Molecule: messenger RNA, 1680 nt
Organism: Annulohypoxylon truncatum
Lineage: Eukaryota; Fungi; Ascomycota; Sordariomycetes; Xylariales; Hypoxylaceae
Exons: 3
Coding region: 1-1146 (381 amino acids)
Source: RefSeq, a predicted model, not a curated record